AUGUCCGACGAUCAGCGCGAGCUGUCGCGCAUGUGGCGCGUCUAUCGUACCGUCAAGCAAAUGUGUUAUGACAGAGUACGCGCCGGCGCCCUCUCUGCAACUGCAACGCAACUACUAACAGUGACUACAGGGCUACGAACUCACAGAAGACGAAUGCAACAUCUCCCUCGACAAAUUCCGACAAGACUUCGCCGACGACUCCGGUGCCCCUCAGCGCGUCAAAAUGGCCUUCACCGCCCGUCCCGCGGCUGCAAUGACCCAGAAAUACACCCCCCUCCCGAAACCAGGCAGAUCGGAAGAAGAGCGCCAGGCAGAAAUCGGCACCAUUCACGUCGAAUUCUCAGACGAGAUGAAUGUAGGAAUCAAGCAGCUCAAGAACUUCGCCCAGACUCUCAGCGAGAAGAACUUCUACACGGGGGUCUUUGUCACGAAGGUUGCGCCUACGUCUGCUGCGCUGAAGAUCAUCCCGGGGAUUCUGCCCAUCAUCAUGGAGGUGUUCAAGGAGGAGGAUCUGCUGGUGAACAUCAGCAGGCAUGAUCUGGUGCCGAAGCAUAUCCUGUUGAGUUCGGAGGAGAAGAGAGGCUUGCUGGAGAGGUAUCGGUUGAAGGAGACACAGCUGCCCAGGAUCAAGGUGGAUGAUCCGAUGGCAAAGUAUCUGGGUCUGAGAAGAGGACAGGUUGUAAAGAUCAUUCGAAAGUCGGAGACAGCGGGACGAUAUGCCAGUUACCGAUGGGCGAUAUGA
This is a messenger RNA of Lecanosticta acicola, 742 nucleotides long. The record is from the annotation of a GenBank genome assembly. Lineage: Eukaryota; Fungi; Ascomycota; Dothideomycetes; Mycosphaerellales; Mycosphaerellaceae.